Messenger RNA from Brassica napus (rape), 1872 nucleotides. Its product is annotated as NDR1/HIN1-like protein 2. The record is from RefSeq and is a predicted model, not a curated record. Gene Ontology annotation, biological process: defense response to other organism. The coding region runs from base 939 to 1667 and encodes 242 amino acids. The transcript has a single exon. Lineage: Eukaryota; Viridiplantae; Streptophyta; Magnoliopsida; Brassicales; Brassicaceae.
AAACACUAUUACCUAUAGACCUAACCAUAUUUCAACCAAUAGGAAAAUAAAUUUUGCAUAAAAUUAAUAAAUUUUGCAUUGAAAAUCGAAAACGACACUUAUUUUGUAACGAAAAAAAUUCUCUAAAACAAUACUUAAUAUGAAACAGAGAGAGAGUAUACAGUAUCUUUAAAUUCAGCUACUGUGGACUUAGUCUAUCUACUGUGGGCUUUGAUUUGUCACCAAAAGCUAACAAGAUUUUGAUGAGAACAUAAACAUAAAGGGCAGCUAAAUAUAUUAUAUCACACAAUGACAAUAUAUAUGAAAUCUAUCAUGUUAAAUCCUAAAAUACUUUAGCUAAUGGGCUUAAUUACAGUUUUGGGCUUGUGCUCUCUACUUAAACUUUGUUUCAUGUCACCUUAUAAACGGCUAGUUGUUGAUAAACGUGAAAUUUGAAUUGCUUAUCGAGUGCAGAAAAGCUUUGGUUUUAUUAUCUUUCAUGUAAGAAAACGUAACGGCGACUUAGUUUCAAAACUAAACCGUUGGUUAAAAAGUUAACCAGCUUUGGUUUUAUCACCUUUGUUUGCUAUGAAACCAGCGUUUACUUUAUCCUUGACAAUUUUCAUAUGUAGUUAAAAGUUAAGAAACGAUUUCUUAUAUUCCGUUAAGAAUCACACCCUAAGAAUCUCCCAUUAAUCAUACUUUUAGUCUCUUCUCAUAAGUCAUAACCUUAGACAAAAAAAUAAAAUUAAGAGAACGAAAACAAAAUUUCAUAUUUGACCAAAUGAAUUAUAUUUGUUUCUUGGUAAUAACCAAGAAAACAUUUAUUAACAAAAUCUGGCUUCUUUUAAAACUCGUUUCCUAAUAAAAAGAUGCGUUACUAAUAGUAUCUUUCUUUUGAAAUAAAACACACAAUAAAAACUCUGCUUUGCUUAUUUCUUGACGCAUAUCGUCUUACAAUGGGAGACAAACAUCAGCCAUACCUUAACGGCGCAUACUACGGCCCAUCGGUUCCUCCGCCGCUUAAGCCCAAUCGCCGAUACAAACCACCCGGAUGCUGCUGCUGCUUCAACUGCAUCGGAAGCUGUCUACGUUGCUGCGGUUGCUGUAUCCUAAGCCUAAUCUGCAACAUCCUCGUAGCCGUAGCCGUUAUCCUCGCCGUAACGGCAUUACUUAUCUGGCUCAUCUUCCGUCCCAACGCCGUCAAAUUCUACGUAACCGACGCUAGUCUAAACCGGUUCAGCUUGGAUUCAAACAACAACAGCAAGAUACACUAUGAUCUCCAUCUCAACUUCACGGUCCGUAACCCUAACCAACGACUCGGAGUCUACUACGAUGCGAUCCAGGUCAGUGGUUAUUACGGAGAACAGCGGUUCGGUUAUGUAGACGUUUCGCCGUUCUAUCAGGGACAUAAAAACACGACGGUUGUUGUGACAAGGGUCCAGGGACAGAACUUGGUGGUGCUCGGGGAUGGAGCGAGAGUGGAUCUGAAGGAGGACGAUAAAGCUGGAGUUUAUGGUAUUGAUGUGAAGCUGGUGAUGAGUGUUAGGUUUAGGUUUUGGGUGGUAAAGUCAUGGAAAUUCAAACCGAAGAUUAAAUGUAAUGAUCUUAAGGUUCCUCUCGUAUCCUCUAGUUCAACUAGCGGGUUUAGGUUUAAAACUAUGGAGUGUGACUUUGACUUUUAUUAGCCAAACUUCUAGUUUUAUGAAUUGUAAUCAGUAUGGAUUGUGUUGGAAAAGUAAAACAUGUGGAUUAUGUGGUGGUGUUGGAGUUGGAAGUCUUGAAGAUAUAUUCUUGUUUGAUUUGGUUCUAUGGCCUUCCCUUAAAUUUUUAUGUGAAUAUCCAACAUCACAUAGUUCAUAAAACUUUUAUGUUAAUAUCCAGCAUAACACA